ACACACCCACGCUGGUUUGAUGUGAAGCAACUGUGAAAGUUAAGGUUUUAUUAAAGUGCCAUUUGGUGAAUCAUCUCUCGUUAAAGGCUCCUAAUAAUUGAGACUGAGAGAUAAAGUUAUUAUGGUAUGUUAAGCAUGGGUGUGUCCUGCUAAAAUAAGCAGGUUGAAAUGCAAGGCUUCAAUAGACCACGUUGGAUCUGCACAUAAUGAAGUCUUUUCUGUUUCUCCUCUCCAUUAUUGGCUGCUGUGUGGGGCAGGAUCUCCUGCCAGAGGGGCCAGUGGAGGCUUUUUUUGGUAAAAAUGUCACUUUCCAAACCCUGGUUGAUGUCAAAGAUGACUUCAUCACCUUUGCCUGGUUUUACAACGGCGGGAGUGGGCCGGUACCCAUCGUCACUGUGACGCCAGCAGGGGAGACGGUGGCUGAAGGCUACCAGGGAAGAGUGAGGGUGAACCGGACCAAUGGUUUCUUGACCCUGGGGCCACUGAAGGCGAACGACAGAGGUUUUUAUAAUGCUACCAUGGUUACUUCUGAAAUGAUGAAGACUGGAGAGACCAUGCUCCGAGUUCUGGGAUGCUGUGACUGGUACGCACUGCCUGAGGGUCCAGUGGAUGCAGUCUCAGGGAAACCUGUUACUUUCAAAACCCUGAUGGAUCCCAAAGAGAACUUCAGUGAUAUAGUCUGGUUUUUCAGCAAUGGGGGUCAACUGACGCGUUUAGCCACUGUGACCAGCAGCCUGCGGACGAGUGUAGUGUCUGAAGCUUACAAGGAGAGAUUGAAGCUGAACCAGACCAACGGGUUCUUGACACUAAUGUCUCCAACCAUGGCAGACAGUGGGGAUUAUUACAUCAACAUCUUUAUAGGAACCAGGGUGAAGACCGGAGAGACCAAGCUGCGAGUUCUGGAGCCGGUAUCAAAUGUGACCAUCAGGGCCAACGUGCCUGAGACGGUAGAGUUUAACAGCACUGUGGUUCUCACCUGCUCUGCCGAGGGCUCAUUCCUCAAAUUCUCCUGGACCAGCGGCAAAGCACCUAUCAUGGCCGACAACACACGACUCUCUAUCAAAGAGGAGGCCACAUCCAGUAUGCUGACUAUCAGUGGUAUUCGGAGUUCAGACCUGGUUGGGCCCAUCUACUGCACAGCUGCCAACCAGCUGGAGAUGGAGAAGAGCGCCCCCUUCAACCUCACUGUCAUCUUUCCUGCACCUCCAUCUGUAGUGACUCAUCCAGCACAGCCUAAUCUGACUGCCAGCGUGAAGCCUGAAAGUGUGAGUGAAGGACAAAAUGUGACUCUAACAUGUGACACAUCCUGCGAACUGCCUGGGCCGAGCACUAUUGUCUGGUUCAGAAAUGGGCAACAAGUGGCCAAACCACCCCAUUUCCAGGCCAGUGCAGAGGAUGCUGGGAGUUAUACGUGUGCUGUUGAAGGCCAGGAGUCAGUGCAGAGCAAUCCGGUGUUCCUGGAUGUUCACUAUGCUCCAGUGAAUGUGUUAAUUGAGGUCAGUCACAAUGGCACCCUGGCAGAGGGCAGCAGUGUGAACCUGACCUGCAGCAGUGCUGCUAAACCUGUAGGCAGAUACACCUGGUACAGAAGGACUUCUUCCAGUUCCCUGCUCCAGGUGGGCUCAGGAAAGGUCCUGUCUUUAGCCUCUCUGGAUCUGUCCAAUGCUGGACUCUAUGUGUGUCAGGUCAGGAACCGUCUGGGAGAAAAAAGCUCAAGUGAAGUGCUGCUGGAGGUCGAUGUUUUAGAGACACCCACAGGACCAACAGAGGAGGGAGAGGAAGGUGGUAAACUAAAAGCAACAUCCUCACAUGCUGCCACAUCCUCCCACUCCACCAUGUCCCCAUAUACAAGUCUGUCCUCACCACCUGCCACUUCCUCCAAAACCACCAUGUCCCCAUAUACAACCCUGUCCUCACCACCUGCCACAUCCUCACAUGCCACCAUGUCCACAUAUACAACCCUGUCCUCACCACCUGCCACAUCCUCACAUGCCACCAUGUCCCCAUAUACAACCCUGUCCUCACUACCUGCCACAUCCUCCCACACCACCAUGUCCCCAUAUACAACCCUGUCCUCACCACCUGCCACAUCCUCACAUGCCACCACAACACAGGACAGGGAUACAAGAUUUGAUCAGCACACCUGGUUUGGCAAGUUGCAGGCGGAACUGUUGGAGAUGCGGUUGAGCUUUGAGAGGAGCCUCCGUCAGAUGGAAAGCCGUACACAUUCCCUGCUGUGGUCCAUGAGCAGGAGGUUGGAGCGAAUGACAGAGGCUGUGGAUCGUAAUUCCCCCUCCUCUCACCAGGAUAAAACCUUUUUAUCCCUUAGCCAUUUGCUAUCCAGGGGUGUUUCAGCAGUGACCCCUUCAAGCCAACCCGCAGGCAGUCGCCCCAUGAAUCUUCAGAACAGAGGUCAGCGCAGACGUGAAGGUCGGAGAGGAACUCGGUCCUGAAAAGGAAGAGCUUAUGUUAAGUUACCAGUUCUGUUGUUUCUAAGGACCAGUGUGUAGGAUUUAGUGACAUCUAGAGGUGUAGUAGGAGAUUGCAAGUCCCUCACUUCAGCCUCUCCCCUGAGAAGGAGAAAUUUCAGCGGCCACAAACUUACAUAGCCCAAUCUACAACCAGUGUUUGGUUUGUUAGUUCUGAGCUACUGUAGAAACUGUCCAUGGAAAGAAACUGGUGGCGUCUUUAGAUAACAGCAGCUUAUUCUUAGGUAACAAAAUCAUAACGAUUCUUAUUUUCAGGUGUUUAUACAAUAAUGAAAACAUAGUUAUACAUAUCAUAUUCCAUUUCUGUCAAUGGAUCAUCCUAAAUGUUACACACUGGAUCUUGAAAUGAAAACGAACAUGAUACACUUAUUUUUAUUCUUAAUAAUUUGAUAUGAACAUAUAUGUUUUCAUCUUAAAAUCUUACCUUUCGACAGUUAUGUCUUUUUAAUAAGAUUUUGAUCUUACAAGCAAAACUUUUCAGUAAACUCUUGUUUGACUUGCCAUUUUCCAUUAACCCUUGUCUAAUUCAAUUAUCUUUACUGUUUGUGGGGGUAAGUCAAGAUAGGCUAGCUGAGAUCAUUCUUGAGUGUCUUUAUUUGUAAGAAUAUUAGAAAUAUAUAUUUUUUACUCUGGUAACAGACACUAACUGUUCAUUAUGUCAAGAUUCUGACAGUAGAAAUCUCCUCUAUCUUCAGCUUGAAAUACACUGAUGUUAGAGUGAACAAAGAGUUUGAUCCACAGCCUGUAAAACACUCUGGAACCCCAGAACCUUUGUGAGUUUCCCCCAAAGUUUGCAGUUUAGGUGCUUUACCAUAUUUCUGUAGGUACCAGGCUAUGUCAUGAUAAACUCAAAAGUUUUUUACUUCUAUAUCACAGUUUGGUGAAAUGUUGAACUUAAGCUUUACAAAAGUUUUAUUGGUCUUUUACAAAAGGUAAUGAUUGUACCUAGAAAAUGAUAACUUUUCAUCUGAUUAUUAAUUAAUAAAUAUCCACAGUACAUUACAUUUACACCUUAUGGACUACUGCAACACAUCUGAUUCUGAUGAUCAUAAUUUUAAGCCUUUUGAUUCCCCUGCAAUUGAUUCUUACAAUGUUGAUGUUGCCCCAGAUUUGAAUUUGUUUUCAUCAUUUGAUGCCAUUAACCUCUGCAGAUUUUAUGAUGAAACUCAGUUUAAUGACUUAUGUGUUUCUAUGCCUUCUAAUAUAUUCUCCACUUUCCACCUGAAUACAAGAAGUCUUUCUUGCAACUAUGACAAAUGUAUUCAUUAUUUAUCUUCACUCAAACAUAAUUUCUCUGUUAUUGCCUUAUCUGAAACAUGGCCUACAGAAGAUUCUAGAGAAAUAUUUAAAUUACCAAAUUAUAAUUCAGUCCACUACGUAAGAGAGAAUAGAUCUGGAGGUGGAGUAUUUCUGUUUUUUCUUGUUGACUAUGAAUUUAAAGUUAGGGAUGAUCUUUGCCUGAAGUCAGCUAGGGCUGAGGUGGAAUCUGUGUUUGUGGAGCUCUCUGGUGUCUUUGGUGGAAAAAAUGUUAUAGUUGGUGUUAUUUAUCGCCCACCUGACUCUACUGUCCAAGAUUUUAAUGAAAGUCUGUCCAGUUCUCUUGAUUUGAUAAACAAGGAGGAUACAUUUUGUUAUAUUUUAGGAGACUUUAAUAUAAACCUCUUUAAAAAAAAAUUUGAUACUUUUUCUCACUUAUUCAUAAAUCUACAAGAGUAAAGGAAAAUUCAGCAACUUUGAUUGAUAACAUCUUAACAAACAACUUGAGUGAAGGAAUGAAAUCUGGGGUUUUGUAUUUAGAUUUGUCAGAUCAUUUUCCUAUAUUAAAGAUAUGCUUGCCAGUAUCUCAUGGAAUGAUCUAUAUAAAGAAAAUAAUGCUUAUUCUGCAUAUCAACAUUUUAUGAAAGUCAUUAGCUAUAGUUUCAAUGAAUGUUUUCCAAUAGGCAGUUCUACUAGGAAAUGCAAUCAGGACUUAAGUAGGCCUUGGUUUACAGUUGAUUUGCUGAAGCUGCUGAGGAAAAAGAAUAAAUUGUACAGAAAAUAUGUCUCAAAUCCUACACCUGUUACCCAUGGUGUUUAUAAAUCUUAAAUAUACUCAUUCCAUUAGAUCUGCGAAAAAGAAAUAUUUCUGCGAAAAAUGUAAGAGGUGUUCAAAUGAUACUUAAACCACAUGGAAAGUUAUAAAUCAGUUGUUGCAUAGAGAAAAAAAGACUCACCCAGAGUUACCUUCAAUCUUUUUAGAUGGUGACAAUUCUUUUAACAAUUCAUUUGAUAUAGCAAAAAAAUUCAAUGAUUUUUUUGUUAACAUUGGUUAUGAAUUAGCUAGUAAAGUUCCUCCUAGUUGUGCCAAUCCACUGGAUUUCAUUACAGUAAAUUAUCCUUCUAUCUCUUCUUUUAAGCCUCAUGAUGUCCAAGAAAUAAGUGACAUUAUUGAUUAACUAAAAACAUCUUCAGCUGACCAUGAUGACAUUUCUGCAUCCCUAGUUAAACAGGUCAAUUUUGCUGCCACUAGGUUACGUUAUUUCUCUGUCUAUGGCAAGAAGCGUUGUACUAGAGGAUUUAAAAGUUGCCAAAGUUAUUCUUCUAUUUAAAGCGGAUGAUCCGUGUUGUUUUAAUAAUUAUAGACCCAUAUCUAUUUUGCCAUGUUUUUCAAAAAUAUUAGAAAAAAUCAUAUACAAAAGGAUCCUUUCUCAUGUAGAUUCUAAUUCAAUUCUUUACAAACAUCAGUAUGGUUUUUAGAAAAAUCACUCCACUUAUAUGCCUUUGCUUCAUUUGAUUGACAAAGUUACCUCUGCAUUAGAAAAUAAUGAAUUUAAUUGUAGUAUAUUCAUUGAUUUUUCACAAGCUUUUGAUACAGUUAACCAUCAUAUUUUACUGAAAAAACUGCAUAAAUAUGGUUUUCAUGAUGUUACGUUUGAAUGGUUAAAAAACUAUGUCUCAAAUAGAAGACAGUUUGUUUGUAUUAAUGGAUGCUAUUCCAACAAAGCUACACUACUUUGUGGGGUCCCCCAGGGAUCCAUUCUUGGACCAUUAUUAUUUCUUAUUUAUAUUAAUGAUUUAUCAAAUGUCUCAAAUAUUCUUUGUUUGCAGAUGAUACAACUCUAGUUUAUUUUCACUCAAAUUUCAAUUCUCUGAUUAAAAAUUUGAAUGUUGGUUUAACUAGAUAUGCUACAUGGUUCAGUUUAAAUAAGUUAUUUCUGAAUAUAAAAAAAAUCUAACUAUAUAAUAUUUUGUGGCAAAAAAUCAUACUCUAAGGAUUUUUGUAAAGUUAUAAUUCAGUCUGUUGAGUUGCCUCAAGUCUCAACAACAAGAUUCCUGAGUUUGAAUUGGAAAGCACAAAUACACUGGGUUAGCAAAAAAAAUAAACAAAUCUAUCGGUAUAAUUAGGAGGAUUAGUAAUCUUGUUACCACAAGCUGUCUUCUUACACUUUAUUACAGUUUAAUUUAUCCAUUAUCUUUCAUAUUGUAAUAUAGUUUGGGCAAGUACCUUUCCUACUUCACUCCAUAGAAUUUUGGUUCUUCAGAAACGUUUUGUUAGGAUGGCAACCCGAUCUGAUGUCUCAUCUGUACGUCUUUUUCAGAAACUCCAGAUACUUACUGUUCAUGACAUCAAUAUCUCUCAAAUAUGUGUUCUUAUUUAUAAGGUAUAUUCAGAUCAUGAAAACUUUCCAGAGCACUUUCAGACUUAUUUUAAAUUUAAUUCUCAGGUUCACUCUUAUCCAACGUGACAAUCUUUAGAUCUUCAUCCCCCAAGAUUUUUUACGUGCAGAGGUCAAUUUACUAUUAAAUUUAAGGGUACCAAAUUAUGGAAUACCUUUUCCCAUCUGGCAAAAAACUCCAUCUCUAUAAAAUGUUUCAAAAGAUGUCUAAAAGCCCAUUUAACUGCUGUCUUAAAAUUCUAAUUCACACACAAACACACUUUUAUAUCAUGUUCAUAUUUUUGUUUUCAUAUUGUUAUUUUGUUGUCAUUAUAACUUGUUGUUGAUGUUAUAUAUUCUUUUUCUCUAUUAUCAGUUUGUUAUUACUUUAUGUAGUUAUAAUAUUCUCUGUAUGUCAAUUUUCUGUUCCUUAUAACUAUGAAAUUUUAGGUGGAGGCUUUAAAUAAGCCCAUCUGGGUUUUCUGCCUUUCCCUGCGCUAUUUGUUAUCUUUGUCGUUUUAUUGUAAUUCUAAUCUGUGCAAAAUAAAUAAAUAAAAUAAAAAUAAAUAAAUAAAUUAAGAGAAGGAUUUUGUGACCUCCAACAGAAUGUCUUGGCAUAUAAAAGUAUAAUUUUUUAGUGUCAGUGAGAGGUGCUGAAGCAUUUUCCGAUUAGAACCCCCAUGUUUUGUAUAAAUAUGAAGAGUAAAGGAGAAAUAAAUCAUUCUUGCAUUAUUAACAGUUGUACUUAUAAAUUCUAAUUAUUUAGAUUUAUCUAUGGACUUUUUAAAACAACUGGAGAUUCUGUCUCUGUGUGGAUUGUGUGUGUGUGUGUGUGUGUGUGUGUGUGUGUGUGUGUGCGUGUCCUCAGUGAAGUGUAUCAGUCUCUGCAGUAGCUUCCAGCUGCAGCAGUCAGUUCAGUUUCUGUUCAGUCUGACUGAGGGAGGUUUUUGUACGACGCUUUUUCACUGUGUGAACAACCACUGACUGUUGAUGUAAUGACCACCCAUGCAGUAGUAAGCUGCUGUGUCUUCAGUCUGUACUCCACUGAUGGUCAGAGUGAAGUCAGAGUUUGAUCCACUGCCUGUAAAACGACCUGGAAUCCCUGAUGCUUGAGUGCUAGUAUAGUAAAUGAGCAGUUCAGGAGUUUCUCCAUCUCUCUGUCGGUACCAGGAUAAAUAGUAAUAUUUAUAGAUGUUCUGACUAGUUCUACAUGUGAUGGUGACGGAGCCUCCCAGAACAGAGCUCACUGCUCCAGGCUGAGUCACUGUGACCUGGCCUCUGGACUCUGAGGAUACAGAGACAAAAACAUAAAGCAGCGUCAUGGUUUUGUGGGCUUCAUUUCAGAGGGACGGAUGUUCAUAGAGGAGAGGAGUUUGAUUCUCUGGACUUUACCUGUGAAGCAGCAGCAGAGGAGAGUCCAGAUGAGGACGGAGAUCAAAGUCAUGUUUUUGAUGAGGAGGAUUUCUGUGUCUUCUGUUGUCAUGAAGGACAGCUGUCAGUCAUCCAGUGUUCAACUCUCAGGACUAUAAACUCUCCCAGAGCACUGGAGCAUGGUGCUGCUGAUGCAAAGUGGCUCUCUAUGGAAAUGCUCUGACUGACUCCAAUAGGGACUUGGAUUCCUCUCAUGAUGCUGUUUAUCAAUGGAUCAAUCACUUUAUCAGAGUAUUGAUUAGGAAUGUGUCAGUGCUCAUUUGUAUGAGGCUUUGGUUUCAGUUUGAUGGACACAUUUUCUUCCAGAAUAUUUAGUGAAUUCCCCUUAAUUCACUACCACACAGAUCAACAUCACUGAUGGACACAUUUUAACAACAUUAUCAGUUAUUAUAAUGUAAAAUAAACAUUACUCAUGAUAAUUGUUUGCAUUUGUCAGGUUUUUUUUGUAUAUCUUAUUUCAAUGUCUUCUGAAAGACGAAUUCGUUUUACUUGUACAUGUUUGACAUUUCAGACAAAAAAGGUUAAAUAUAUAUUAAUAUUUUGUAAAUUGAUUUCAAACACUACAAUCGGUGAUUGCAUAAACUGGGUAAACUGGGAAUGUGUUUGCUGAGUUUGUUUGUGUCAAAGUCAGAGAGCCAUGUCUCUCUACAGUGAGAGGUUUUUGUACGGCGGCUCAAUGAGUUUGUAUCACUGUGGUACACGUUCGGUGGAGGAACCAGACUGAAAGUUAACUUGGGUCGAGUCGUCCCCACCCUGACGGUGCUGCCCCCCUCCAGUGAGGAGCUGCAGCAGGGGAAGGCCACGCUCAUGUGUCUGGCCAACAAGGGCUUCCCCUCAGACUGGAGUCUGUCCUGGAAGGUGGACGGCAGCAGCAGCAGCAGCAGCUGGGAGGAGAGCAGGAGCCCCGGGGUGCUGAAGGACGGCCACUACAGCUGGAGCAGCACCCUGAGGCUCUCUGCAGACCACUGGGGGAAGGUGGGCUCUGUGACCUGUGAGGCCACCCAGGGCUCCCAGACUCCGCUCUCAGAGACACUGAGGAGAGACCAGUGUUCCCAGUUCUGACUUGACUCACUGGGACUCUGAUACUGGUUUUACUCUGCUACUGCUCUCAGUCUGCACUCGCUCAUUAUCUGUCUAAAUCUUUCUUUACCUCCUCCCACUCUCUGAUUACAUGUUUCAUUGAAUACAUUUGUUAUUUUGAUUAUUUCAACACAAUAAAGACAAGUUCAUCAAAUCA
This is a messenger RNA of Dicentrarchus labrax (European seabass), 8792 nucleotides long. RefSeq names its product sialoadhesin. The transcript is spliced from 13 exons. The record is from RefSeq and is a predicted model, not a curated record. The coding region runs from base 207 to 2453 and encodes 748 amino acids. Lineage: Eukaryota; Metazoa; Chordata; Actinopteri; Moronidae.